GUGUUCUUGUUAAAUUUUUUUUAAUUAUUAUUAGUGUUGUUAUUGUUAUUAUUGGUUUUAGUGUUUUUAUUAUUGUUGUUGCAAAAGUCAUCUUAAAUGGUUGACAUUUUAUUGACAUGCACAGUGUCAUGGCGCUUGAGCUGAAACGCGUUUGAUUGGUCUUGGUCACGUGAUUAAUUAGCAGUGGAACGCGGUGAUUACACGGAGUGCGUUGCUUGAUUGUGAUUGGCUAGGCGCGAACAACUCAAGACUACAUGUAAGGCUCUAAAGAGGUGCGUGUAUAGCGUUAGCUUAUCUAGGUGUAGCACUAUGACUGCUCAGUGCAGCUACACCGUUGAACCCGGUAGCAGAGAGGGCCAAAAGUGUGAAGCUGUGGUGAAGAGAGAUGGUGUGCUUGCAUCAGUCUUCUGUCGAAUUUCACAGUUUUGGCCAGUCCGUCUUAUGGUGAAUGGUUUUCGGGCCUUAUGGUGGUUCUUUGGCUCUCCAUCUCCUGGAAAGGCCCCUUCUCUUCCAUGUGAAGAAGACAAAAGUUCUCCCAAUGCACGCCAGUGUCGAUCAGGUCGGAAGCGUCUAGGAAGAACCACACGUUUGCUGCUUGCUAUCCUGCCUCGGCGGCUCCAGGGUGCUCUUGGCUACCCAGUGUGCACCAGCAUCGGCAGCUCUGUGUCCCCAGAGGUGUGCUGUUCUCCCACUAAGCCCUGUGGGAAAGGCAGUAAAAGGAAGCAGGAUGACCUGGAUGAGGAUGAGGACCUGGAGCAGCAGUCUUGGGUGGAGGCACUCACCCAGGAGAUAACAACUGAUGAAGAUGAGACUGUUGAUCCUGACUAUGAACCCAGUGCAGUUGAGACUGAUAGUGAGGAGUACCGGACACACAAUGAUACAGAGAGUGAGAUUGAAGUGGCUGUACAGGUUAGCCACCACCUUGAUUUCAGAUUGAAUAGUUUUAGGAGGCUGGCUUUGGUACAAAUGAACCUAGUUUUAAAAAAAUUAUAAAUAAAAUGUUUUACUUAAAUGGGCAGUUGGCCAUGUUAAUGAUGGUAACCCUUUAAAAUUCAUAGUGGAAUAGUCUGGGUGAAACUAAUAUCUGUUUUUCAUAUUUUAGGAAACUCUCUCCACUGAGGCAAAGUGAUGGAAGUGUGGAAUGUCUUUUAUAUAUUUAUAAAAGUAAUGGGCAACUGUGUAAUUCAUCUUUUUUUUUUUUUUUUUUUUUUUUUUUUUUUUUUCUAGAAAUUUUCAUGUAGGUAGCUAUUAAUUGCCCUGUUGUCUGGUCAUCUAGGCUUUUGUCUUGCCAGAAGCCUUGGUCUGUUUUUCUAGGAGUUUUCAGUGUGUUGUAUUGAUUUUCUGAAAUAAAUGAUCUGUUUAAUCUAAUUUCACCAGUAGAUGGAUUUGUUUUAAAAGUAGUUUCAUCCACACUAACUGAUCAGCUUUACAUGAGCAAGAGCUUUUGCAUGUCCUUUUUAGAAUUUCAUAAUUGAAGAGUUUGAAAUGCAGAUCCUAUAGAACCGUACACCCCACUGAAAGCUGGCUGUACUAUGAUUUUUCUUCUAAACAGUACAAGUCUGUGUAGACAAUGUUGUAAUAUCCCAGUGGGACAACCAUGUGGUUACUUCACAAAGAGAACUAAAGUGGGGUCCAUUUGAAAUGGCUUUGCUUGACAUAAUGUGUCUCUCCAGGCUCUGUCUGUACCACUAAUAAAAUUCGGGUGCAUGGUUUUUGAAGCCAAAAUUUGCGGCUCAAGUGUGCACCUAUGACAGACGGGUGAGAUGAAAUGACUACCUUUAUAUGCACCAAACAUCUGUGGCUGUAUUCAGAUUUGAAGCCUGUAGCAUCAGCUCGGGUUAUCUCCAUGCCAGCAGAGGGUGCCCUCCACUAAGUCCUAACUGCCACUUCCUGUUCAGAUACUGCUUGUGUUUUGAGUAUAUGACGAUAAUGAAGUUCAGUUGCUUUGAGGUCUUGUGCUUUCAUGUUGGUGUCUAC
Molecule: messenger RNA, 1977 nt
Organism: Ictalurus furcatus (blue catfish)
Lineage: Eukaryota; Metazoa; Chordata; Actinopteri; Siluriformes; Ictaluridae
Gene: org
Product: oogenesis-related gene
Exons: 5
Coding region: 310-993 (227 amino acids)
Source: RefSeq, a predicted model, not a curated record